AAACUAUGGAUAGGUUCCUGGUGAUAGUCAGCGUUACUGUGAUAUUGAGCACUCUGUCUCAACCAUUUUUAAACGCCGCCCCAUCGCGAAACUCCUGUGACUGUGUAUGUGGUGUUCGUGGACGCUCUGAUCGUAUUGUUGGCGGAAGAGAAGCCACUCCGCACAGCUUCCCGUGGCUCGCGGGUCUCUACACCCAGGAGAAGAUUUACUGUGGCGCUACUGUGAUUAGCCGAUCACACCUCCUCACCGCCGCUCACUGCGUGGACGGUAUUGAGCCCAAUGAGAUCCGUGUCUUCCUCGGCGGUCACAAUCUCACCAGUGACUACACUGAGCACCGGCGAGUUCGCAGGAUCACACAGCAUGAGAACUUCAACAUUUUCACCUUCAACAACGACAUUGCACUGAUAGAGAUGGACAAGCCAAUAAAAUACGGCGCCACAAUUCAGCCGGCAUGUCUUCCAGAUCCAUCCGUCACGGACUACACAGGAUCACUCACGAUCAUCGCCGGGUGGGGAAAAAUAGCUGAGAAGAAAGAAACUUCAUCUGUCUUGCGAUCCGUUAUCGUGCCAGUGUGGUCCAUGGAGCAGUGCCGCGAAGCUGGCUACGGAAGGAAGCGCAUCACGAACAAUAUGAUGUGCGCUGGAUACCACGAUGGACGCAAGGAUGCCUGCCAAGGCGACUCUGGCGGAGCCAUGAAUAGGGAAGGACCCAGUGGAAGCAUGGAAGUGAUUGGAGUCGUCUCCUGGGGCAGAGGCUGUGCGCGACCCAAUCUUCCCGGAAUCUAUACCAAAGUUCUAAACUACCUGCCCUGGAUUCGGAAGCAGCUGAAGAACACCUGCUUGUGCCAUCCUCGCAAGGGCACCAGAAAAGAUAUCGUAGAAACCAUGGCGGACGUGGACUAUUAUCCGUUGUGUUCAAACAUGUUAAUUCUGCAUAAAGUGUUAGUCAUUGUUGUUCUGUGCCAAUUAUUUAUACAAUCAUCUACGGGAUUCAACGAGAGUGAUAACAAUAAUGCGACUAAUGUCACCACCCGAAAGGGUAAAAUCUUCUUUGACACGUUCUUUGGCAUCGAGCAAGCCGCCUUCGGCGAUGACGACGAGGAAGAUAGUGAAAACAGUCUGAAGCACUGCAACUGUGAAUGUGGGACAAGUAAUGAGGAGAUUCGCAUUGUUGGCGGACGUCCAACGGGUGUCAAUCAGUUUCCCUGGGUAGCCAGACUCGUGUACAAUGGCCAAUUCCACUGCGGAGCAUCCCUCGUGUCUGAAGACUACGUGAUAACGGCGGCGCAUUGCGUGAGACGACUGCAACGGUCAAAGAUCCGCGUGAUACUCGGCGAUCAUGAUCAAUUCAUUACCACCGAAACACCAGCUAUAAUGAGGGCUGUCAGUGCUAUUAUUCGCCAUCGGAACUUCGAUGCCAACACCUAUAAUCACGACAUUGCCCUGCUGAGACUGAGAAAAAAGGUGGUCUUCGGCAAGACCAUCAGGCCAGUAUGUCUACCACGGGAGACCAGCGAUCCUGCCGGAUUGAUUGGAACUGUUAUUGGAUGGGGAAGGACGUCUGAGGGUGGAACUCUUCCAGGGACCCUUCAACAGGUCAGAGUUCCAAUUUUGACUCUCGCUCAGUGCAGAAAUAUGAAGUACAGAGCCUCUAGGAUAACACCGAACAUGCUCUGUGCAGGAAAAGGCCCUCCAACUGGCCAAGGAAUCGGUGGAGAUUCUUGUCAAGGCGACAGUGGAGGACCGUUGUUCGUGCAGAAUGGCAUUAAAAACGAGAUCGUGGGCAUUGUCUCGUGGGGUGUUGGCUGUGGGCGUCCUGGUUAUCCUGGCGUGUACACAAGAGUGGCCAAAUAUCUGCCUUGGUUGCGUGCAAAUUUAGAUGACACGUGCUUGUGCAAUAAAUAA
Messenger RNA from Phlebotomus argentipes, 1904 nucleotides. RefSeq names its product transmembrane protease serine 9-like. NCBI's taxonomy places the organism in Eukaryota, Metazoa, Arthropoda, Insecta, Diptera, Psychodidae. The record is from RefSeq and is a predicted model, not a curated record. The transcript has 9 exons. Gene Ontology annotation, biological process: proteolysis. Gene Ontology annotation, molecular function: serine-type endopeptidase activity. The coding region runs from base 6 to 1904 and encodes 632 amino acids.